Rubroshorea leprosula is the source of this 925-nucleotide messenger RNA. Lineage: Eukaryota; Viridiplantae; Streptophyta; Magnoliopsida; Malvales; Dipterocarpaceae. The record is from the annotation of a GenBank genome assembly.
GCUCCAAGAUCGCCACAACAGAACGGAGUGGUGGAAAGGAAAAACAGAACCAUUCUGAAUAUGGCAAGAAGCAUGAUGAAGACCAAGAAGAUGCCAAGAGAGUUUUGGGCUGAAGUUGUUGAGUGCGCAGUCUACUUGUUGAACCGCUGCACAACAAAAGCAGUUGAAAAUGAAACUCCAAUUGAAUUAUGGAGUGGAAGAAAGUCCUCAGUCCAUCACUUGAAGGUGUUUAGAAGCAUUGCAUUUGCCCAUGUUCAUGAUGGAAAGCGCACCAAGCUUGAUGACAAGUGCAAGAAGUAUGUGUUUGUUGGUUAUGAUUAUAGAACAAAAGGACAUAGGCUUUAUGAUCUAGAAGGUGGCAGAGCUGUCAUCAGUAGAGAUGUGGAUUUUGAUGAAGAAGCCAUGUGGGAUUGGAAAUCUCAAGAAGAGAAUUAUGAAUUUCUUCCGUCUUUUGCAAAAGAAGAUGAUGAAGAAGAAAGGCAAAAAAUCAUCACUCCCCCAGCAUCACCGUCUCGUGGUGAAAUUUCACCUUCAGAAGGAAGCUCAAGUGAAGGGCCGUUGCGAACAAGGAGGCUCAGUGAUAUAUAUCGAGAAACUGAAGAAAUUGAAGAAACUAGUGAUGUUACACUAUUUUGUCUUUUUGCAGACACUGAGUCUAUUAACUUCAAUGAAGCUGCCAAAGAUAAAAAGUGGAGAAAAGCAAUGGACAAGGAGAUGAAUGCAAUAAAAAAGAGCUAGUCACUCUUCCUCAAGGACAUACUGCUAUUGGAGUGAAAUGGGUGUUCAAAGAGAAGAAGAAUUCUAAAGGAGAGGUGGAAAGAUAUAAAGCAAGGCUCGUGGCUAAAGGCUAUAAUCAGCAACAUGGCAUCGACUAUGAAGAGGUUUUUGCAUUGGUAGCUCGUCUGGAGACGAUAAGGUUGAUAAU